Molecule: messenger RNA, 3080 nt
Organism: Folsomia candida
Lineage: Eukaryota; Metazoa; Arthropoda; Collembola; Entomobryomorpha; Isotomidae
Product: beta-xylosidase/alpha-L-arabinofuranosidase 1
Exons: 4
Coding region: 89-2350 (753 amino acids)
Biological process (GO): xylan catabolic process; arabinan catabolic process
Cellular component (GO): plant-type cell wall
Molecular function (GO): alpha-L-arabinofuranosidase activity; xylan 1,4-beta-xylosidase activity
Source: RefSeq, a predicted model, not a curated record
CUUAAAUUGGGCCUGUUCACCCAGAUACUUCCAGUUGUAGGGUAGCCACCACUGUAAACUACAUGAAUUUGUGAUUAUCCAUGCAAGCAUGUCUUGGAUUACCCUGAUCCCGUUUCUUGGAUUACUCACCACCUGUCUAGGUCAACAGUACUCCAGCCAAUGCGACAAACCUCGAAAUGUCCAGCUUCCAUUUUGUGACCCGUCUUUAUCCAUCGAAGUCCGCAUAGCCGAUUUAAUUAGUCGACUGACCCUGGAAGAGAAGAUUGGAUGGAUGGUGCACGAUGCUCAGGGGGCAUCUCAGAACGUCGACCUUGAUGACUACUAUUGGUGGAAUGAAGGCCUUAAGGGAAUCGGGGGUGGGCCGCAAAGUCCCGAGUAUGGUGCACGCUUCAGAUCUCCGACCGAGUAUGCGACCAUGUUCCCCCAGCCGAUCAAUCUGGCCUCGUCCUUUAACAAGGAUCUCUUCUUGGCGGUGGGAAAUGCGACGGGGAACGAAGCAAGAGCCUUCUUCAACGUCGGAAACGGCGGACUGACUUACUGGUCCCCGAACAUUAACAUCUUCCGCGAUCCUAGAUGGGGUCGAGGUCACGAGACUCCCGGUGAAGAUCCUCGUCUAAGCAUAGAGUUUGCGAAGGGCUGGAUCCGUGGUUUGCAGGGUGACCAGGCCAAUGGAUUCCUUAAGAACUCCGCUUGCUGUAAACACUUCUCCGCCCACAGCCUCGAAAACGACAGGUUUACCUUCGACGCCAUGGUCAAUCAGCAAGACAUGGCGGACACUUACUUGCCCGUCUUCAAAAGUUGCGUCCAAGAGUCGUCCGUUAGCUGCGUCAUGUGUGCCUACAACGCCGUCAAUGGCUUCCCCGCCUGUGCCGACAAAGGAAUGCUGACCGGAACCCUCCGUGACCUGUGGGGCUUCGACGGCUACGUCGUUUCUGACUGCGGCGCCGUUGACUACGUCUACAGCCGCCACAACUACACCGAGUUCCCCGCCCAAUCCGUCGCCGCUGUGCUGGAUGCUGGCGUCGACGUCGAAUGCUUCGUGGGAGGCGGCAGCUACUACACCCGCUACCUCCAAGACGCACUAAAUGAAGAUUUAAUCAACCAAGGCAACCUUGACAUUGCUCUCGAACACGGGUUCAGAGUCCUCAUGCGCCUCGGCUACUUCGAACCCAACGCUACCCGCCCCUUUACUGACAUCCUUCCCGAAAUUGUCGAUAGCGCCCCUCACCGCACCCUAUCAUUAACCGCCGCACGACAAAGUAUUGUCCUUCUAAAAAACUCCCCUACUGGAAAAGCUUCUCUACCUUUACUACCCCUUGACCCCGCGACCCUAUCCCAUAAACAGGCCACUAUGGCACUAGUCGGCCCCCACUUGAACGCUUCCAUGGCCUUUCUCGCCAACUAUUAUGGCGUCCCAUCCUCCAUCAGCACGCCCCUCGAACAAAUCCGCCUCCGAGUCCCAUCCGUGCAACACGAGUUCGGCUGCGAUCUUACGUCCUUCGCCAAUCCGCGCUUAGAAGAGGCCGCAGCGCUCGCCCGAGUUUCCCUACCCGUCAUAAUCUUCGUCGGCAUCUCUGCCAGCCAUGGCGGUGUCGAGUACGAGGAACACGACCGCCCCAACCUCACCCUCCCUGGCUUACAAUCGGACCUCAUCCGCGUAGUCCUCGACGCCUCUACGGAACCCGUCGUUCUCGUCGUGGUCUCCGGAGGUGUGGUCGACCUAUCCGAGUGGAAGGACAAUCCUAAAGUUGGCGCUAUUAUCUGGGCAGGCUACCUUGGCCAGUCGGGUGGUGAGGCAAUCGCUGAGGUGAUCUUCGGAGAAUAUAACCCUUCCGGCCGUUUAGGUCAAACCUUUUACUCCAACGAGGUCAUCAACCAAUUUGAAAAGUAUGAUAUGAACAUGCGGCCUCAUUCCGGCUCGCUAGGUAGAACCUACCGUUUCUACACUGGUCAGCCCGUAUAUCCCUUCGGAUUCGGGUUAUCCUACACCUCAUUCGAGUACACAAUUUUAAACCCCCCAGCCCUCAAAAUUUCGCAAAUUUCCCUAAAUCAAGAUUGCGCUCUGGUUAUCAACCUCUCCGUCCGUAACAUUGGAGCGAGAGAGGCGGAGCAUUCUGUCCUAUGGUUUGUCUCACCACCUAACGCAGGCCAGAUGGGGCGUCCCAUCAAAAACCUCCUAGAUUUUGAAAGGCUGGACAGUAUUUUGCCAAACAUGGUCAAGGAAGUCAGUCUCUGUCUCAACCGCAACCAUUUCCUUUUGGCCAAUGAGGCGGGUGAAUUUGAAGUUGUAAGCGGCGAAUGGAAGCUGCAGGUGGGAAAUCUAGAGAGAGCCAUUGUGGUUUUGAUGUAAUUGGAAGAUUUUUAAUUACAAUGGAGUUUAAUGUCCUUUAAAAUUUGUUUUAACUUUCAACAAUCUACAUCAUCAAAUCUAAUUUUUUAUCUAAUUCCCUUUCCCGCGUAACGAAUCAUUCUCACCACUAACCUACACCUCUCCGUGAUCCGCUUUCCACCAUAAUUUUAUUAAUUAAUUUAAUUUAAAUAAAUCAAGUAUACAUUAAGUUUGUUAGAAAACUUGAAAAAAUUUCUAAAUUAGAACUACAAAGAAUUUGGGGCCAAAAGAACAGCCUCCCUAUCUAUAAUGGCGAAAUUCGAAUCAAUUUUUUAAUCAUACCUAUGUAGAUCCAAGGCCGACAAUAAAUGGAGCAACUUUCUUGUUUUCACUUAUAAUAUGGGAAUUUUUCUGCAAAAGAAACUAAAUAAAUUAUCCUUGUUUACCUUAAAUUGAGACACACAUAUGUAUGUAGUCAUCCUGACUUACCAAUAUAAAGGUUCAGAAUCAAGCUUUGUCGCUUUGAUCAAUAUCUGGCCAAGGUCGACAGGCAGGUGGAUGAGGGUGAUAUGAUCCGCGUAUUAGAUACUGAGAAGCUGUCAUGAAGGUAUAAAUUAACUUAUAACGAACGACGUAUAAUUAAUAAGUUUUAAAUAAAAUUCUUGAGGCCCGAUAACCUAGAAAUAAAUAAAAAAAACAUUUUUUAAGUGGUUGUCAGGGGUUGUCAUGAGGAUGCAAUGUUACGCUAAUG